AUGGGCUCAGAAAAGGGACCCAGGCACGUCGUCGACGUAGCCAAGAACCAGUUCCAACACCCAAAGACGGGCAAAUUCCAGCUUGACAUCAUCGUCAACAAUGCAGGCGUGUCGGGCAACAACUUGGUCGAUAAGGUUGACUGCGAAGACUUUGCUAGGCAAUACAACGUCAACGUGCGGGGCCCGCUGCUCCUCGUACAGGCCGCUUUACCCUAUCUGCCCACCGAUCGAUCUGGUCGCAUCAUCAAUCUGUCGUCGGUCAGCUCGUCGCUGGGAUACAAAGGGCAGUCCAUCUAUGGAGGCACCAAGGCCGCACUGGAGAGCAUGACGCGCACAUGGUCUCGCGAGCUAGCCGAGCGAUGCACGGUUAACGCCAUCAACCCAGGCCCCGUGGCGACGGACAUGUACUGGAGCAACGAUGAGGCCUUUAUUGCGCAGAACAAGCCUUUUAUUGAGACGACGCCUCUGGCCGCUCCGAGGAAGGGCAUCGACCCAGAGAAGAUCUACGAGGCAUCCCGGAAUGCCGGAGGCCGACCAGCGUACAGCGAAGAGGUUGCUGGAGUGGUGGGUAUGCUGUGUCUGCCCGAGGCUGGGUGGACGACGGGUAGCGUGAUCUGUGCCAACGGGGGUAUGAAGUUUAGCGUCUAG
Molecule: messenger RNA, 648 nt
Organism: Plenodomus lingam JN3
Lineage: Eukaryota; Fungi; Ascomycota; Dothideomycetes; Pleosporales; Leptosphaeriaceae
Molecular function (GO): oxidoreductase activity, acting on the CH-OH group of donors, NAD or NADP as acceptor
Source: RefSeq, a predicted model, not a curated record